Venustampulla echinocandica is the source of this 1131-nucleotide messenger RNA. RefSeq lists its product as uncharacterized. The record is from RefSeq and is a predicted model, not a curated record. Bases 1 to 1131 code for a protein of 376 amino acids. The transcript is spliced from 3 exons. Lineage: Eukaryota; Fungi; Ascomycota; Leotiomycetes; Helotiales; Pleuroascaceae.
AUGCAGACUCCCGAUGUCUCUGAACCCGGAACUCCGGAUACGUUUUACUCAGAGACCAUCAGCUUUCCACAGCUGAACGGUACUGUGAAGGAAACCAAGGAGAAUCUCAAACGCUCGUUCGAGAAGUAUCUGUCUUCUGACCAGUCCCCUCCUGCCGCUGGUAAGAACUUCGACCCAAGCAAGCAUCUCACCUUCGAAGAGCCGACAUAUGUUCACUCUAUGGAGGACAUCGGAUUCACUGCCAGCACCGGCGUCUCGCCGAUGGCAGUUUCUGAGCCCUUCCAUCUGUUCAGUGAGGAGGCCGUCAAUAUCAUGAGGAGCGAGAUCUUCAACCCAGUUGUCCAGGAGAAGUACAGUCACACCUCUGACAUCGCACCCAAGCAGCUCCGCGGCUAUGCUCCCCAACAUGCAAAGUUCAUCUUCCAGGCUUGGACAAACCCUGAAACUCUUUCUAUCAUCUCCAAGAUUGCUGGCAUCGAGCUCGUUCCACAGAUGGACUACGAGAUUGGCCACGUCAAUAUGUCCGUCCCUAGAAAGCAGAGCGCCGGCGGUAACAAUGUCACUCCUCCUGAUGAUGACGGCGGUGCUAUCGUUGGAUGGCACAGAGACAGUUAUCCGUUCGUCUGUGUCCUAAUGAUGAGCGAUACUACUGGCAUGAUUGGCGGCGAGACUGCUUUGAGAACUGGAACCGGCGAGAUCAAGAAGGUCCGCGGUCCGCAGAAGGGAUAUGCAGUUGUUCUCCAAGGACGAUACAUUGACCACCAAGCACUCGCAGCUUUCGGCGGUCAGGAGCGUAUCACCAUGGUCACUUCGUUUAGGCCCCGUUCCCCACAUGUGCGAGAUGAUACUGUUCUGAGCACAGUCCGACCUAUCUCCAACCUGUCUGAUCUUUAUGGUCAAACUAUCCAAUACCAGCUCGAGAACGCCGAGACUCGGAUCCGUCAAAUGCUCAAGACAGUCCGUGACUCGAUGAAGACUGGUUCCACAAAUGCGGCGGCCAUCAAGAAAUUUCUUGAUUUUGAAAUCAAGACACUGCAGCACCUCAACGACGAGAUUGUUGAUGAAGCCAACGUUCAGAAGGGGCACUUGGCCGAGGUCUGCGUGGAUGCGGCCAAAUGCACCAGCGCUUAA